GAACCACCAUCUUUUGUGAAGAAGGUGGAACCCUCUUAUUUGUUAAGACAGGGAGAGUCAGCACAUUUACAAUGCAAAAUUAAGGGUUCACCUGAUAUCCAUGUCACUUGGUACAAGAACAACACAGCUAUUACACCAAGUGAAAUGUUUAGGAUGACUUUCGACAACUCAAAUGCUGUAUUAGAUAUCACAAACAUGAAAGUUGAUGAUAGCGGAAGUUACACUUGUGAAGCUCUCAAUGAUGCUGGCUGCGAAAGCUGCACUUCUGAAAUUAUUGUUAAAGAGCCUCCUUCUUUCAUCAAAACACUUGAACCAGCAGAAAUAGUA
Molecule: messenger RNA, 327 nt
Organism: Staurois parvus
Lineage: Eukaryota; Metazoa; Chordata; Amphibia; Anura; Ranidae
Source: the annotation of a GenBank genome assembly